Molecule: messenger RNA, 2134 nt
Organism: Monascus purpureus
Lineage: Eukaryota; Fungi; Ascomycota; Eurotiomycetes; Eurotiales; Aspergillaceae
Source: the annotation of a GenBank genome assembly
AUGGCAGCAUCGACCGCGCCUGCGCACCGUCGGUCGUUCAACGGAUGCAUCACGUGUCGCAGUCGGCAUUUAAGAUGUGACGAAGGGCGCCCAACAUGCUCAAUGUGUCGAGAGUACGGGCUUGUGUGUGCCGGGUACAAGAAAGACAUCUUCUUCGACUUUGAGCCUCCGAUUAGCACCGGCGAGGCUCGCUUCCGACGGCCUCUUCUUACGGAGGAAGAACGCCAGCGCAUGAGCCAGUGGCUUGUCUCGAGCGUCUCGCCGCAGUCGGCACAUCGGCUGCUCUCGCAGAUUGACGAUGAAGGCGAGAAGGCGAGCGCCUCUUCGUCCUCUUCGGAUCACCUCCAGUUUAUCCGCGGCCCGUUUGGGGUGUUCAGAUUCGGCCAGGAUCAAGCCGCUUCUCCUCCCAGCGAAGAAGCGCGAGAAGCAGAGCCGGAGGAUACCAGCGCCAGCUCCAGCACGCCUGUCCGAGAUCUGGCUCAAAAUAGCGGCGUCUAUGCUGUUCCAUCAGAGGCUCCUGUGUCGCCAUGGCCUCCGGGAUUACUGGAAUCGCCCUUUGAUCAACCCGAACACGAUCCAGGUCCGGCAGGUCUCUUCAGCAUGAUGAUGAGCUCGGGUGGCAUCGAAGACGCUACGCUGGCACUGCAGGAAUGCCAAUUCCCGGGGCUGACGUCGAAUGCGUACUUUCACGAUCCCAUAGCGCCUGGAAUCCUCCCUCCUCUUCCAAGUGCCAGCGCAUCAUCCGUUUCUCGGGAUGCAGUGUUCCUUCUUCAGCACUACGGCUCGGCGGUCAUCAAUCUAAUGACUCCGUUUCGACAUUCGAAAACGCCUUGGCACGUUCUCUUCCUCCCGCAGGUCAAAAAUUCACUGGCAGCGCUUACACUGGGCGAAGACUUGAAUCAUGCGAGCCUGUGCGCGUUUUACGGGACCUUGGCCAUCAGCGCCUUUAGCCUCGGUGGUGUCUCUCGAUCCAGGAAAUGGCUGGAGCAGGGCUCGUCAUACCGGCAGCAGGCUCAGGAAGAAGCCCAUCUGACGCUGGAGACUGCGUAUAAUAGUCCCAAGGUAGCCAAGUACAAGACGACCCUGAUAGCCCUCCUCACGAUGGCACAGGUGUCCAUGUUCUCAGGCAGCCGGGGCGAUGUGGAAGAUUACCUGUUGGAAGCAGAGCAGCUCAUCCGGCUACGGGGCCUGGGCCGCAGGAAAUCUCGAAAAGUCCGUCUGUUGCACCAUUGCUACGCAUUCCAGCGAUUUUUCCACGAGAGCACAUUUCUGUGCAGCGCGAACUCCAGCCGACGACGUCGCAUCCGCAGAGCAAUCGAGAUGAGCGGGCUGGCGCGAUACAGCCAGGACAGCCUGACCUUUGGCCUCCCCAGCUGGGGGAAUUUGGACCGAGAAAUGGCAAAAGUCAAGGAGCGGGAGGAGGCCGAGAAUGAUUUACAUCUCGAACGGCCCGGGAUUUGGUAUGCGACUCUAUAUCCCGAGAUCUUCGGGAUCCCCGAGACAUGGGUUUUUCUCCUAUCCCAGGCUAUCCGUCUGGGAAACGAAAAAGAAGCCGCCGAGCAACGCGUUACGCCGAAUCCUCUCGGCUUGAGCGAGUUUGUACGCCGGGCAAAGGCCGUCGAGCGCUGUAUCAACCACCUCCAACUGCCAAGUCAUUCCUGUCAUACUCUUCCCGGUCAUCAAUCCGAAAUGGACCAAGCCGUGCUCGACAACAUGCUCGAGGCUUUGCAGCAUGCUUUGUCAAUCUACUUCUACCGCAGGAUCUACGAUGUGGAUUCCUCGAUCCUCCAACAAAAGGUCCUUGCCGUCCGUGACUGUCUCCUGCGCCGUGAUUGUGCAGACUCCAGCGUCGUGCACGGCCUGGCCGAGCUCAUCUGGCCUGCUUUCAUUGCAGCGUGUGAAGCCGAGGACCCGAAGGUCCAGGCUUCAUUCUCCAGCUGGUUCAGAAGCGCUGCGCAACGGAGCGGGCUGUCGUGUUUCACGGAUACCAUGGCGAAUAUCGAGAAGGUCUGGCAGGAAAAGCGCUGCGCGAAUGGGAGAAGUGUGACGUGGCUUGAUAUUAUGAAGCAUGCUCAGCUGCAGAAUUCCUGAUAGAGUACUAGCAAUCAAUUGACAUUCGAAUGAUGCGUGAUUC